AUGAGCAUCAAAGUGCUCUACGUGGAGACAUCUGCUGUACAAUGCGAAGAGGGAACCAUAGACGUGAUCAUUGCGGCUCUCGAGGUGGAUGUGACUGUGGACCGCAAACGAGACGUGCAAAUGGAAUCGUUAGCACACUUUCAUUAG
This is a messenger RNA of Peronospora matthiolae, 147 nucleotides long. Lineage: Eukaryota; Oomycota; Peronosporomycetes; Peronosporales; Peronosporaceae. The record is from the annotation of a GenBank genome assembly.